AUGACCGCGACCGGCUGCACAACUAAGGGCCUCGUGGAGGGCCCAUUGUCGUUCUGCCUCGUCCCACGAGAGCGAGAGCAACUGAAAGCUGGGGCGUACAGGAUUCAGGGAACGAGCAUCGAGGCAGAAGUUCGACGACUUACUGGUGCGAUCGGUAGUGCUAGGACUAAGCGUCGAAACAUCAUCUCUCAGGAAUUCCGGGAUGAGUAUUUCCGCCGCCGCCCAACAGAAGACAUUGAGAGGCAUAACAAUGGACAGCACGAUGAAGAGUACAUCGAGCCAGUGGUUGAGCAUCAGAUCCCACAGAGGACGCAGCUAGUCGAUCUUAUCUGCGCUCGCGCCACAGAUAUCACACCGCAGAAUGCUGUCAAGCGUCGCAUUCAGGUCGCCGAACUCAUGCUGGCUCUCUGCAAAUGCCGUGAGGCUCCCUCACGAUACCGUCUUCGCGUCGGCAUUCCUCCAAGUACUCGUGCGGCCCAAAAGUUUCCACAGGGUCUGUGUGUAAUAAGUGGGGCGUGUAAGUACUUGGAGAAAAUGCAUGUACAGUACAUACUCUACUCGUACUAUUGA
This is a messenger RNA of Pseudogymnoascus destructans, 570 nucleotides long. RefSeq lists its product as uncharacterized. The record is from RefSeq and is a predicted model, not a curated record. The transcript has 2 exons. Lineage: Eukaryota; Fungi; Ascomycota; Leotiomycetes; Thelebolales; Thelebolaceae. The coding region runs from base 1 to 570 and encodes 189 amino acids.